AUGCAGAGAAAACUCAUCGUUUUUCUCGUCGUUAUUGUUGGAGUGCGAGCAGGAGCAAUCCCCCACUACGAUGAUCAUCACCACGACGAGCAUGAUUACAAUGAUUACAAGAAAGAAUACGACUCAGGCUACGAAUCGGGAAGUCACCACGUGGAGGGAGCUUACAAAUAUGGAGGAGAAGGGAAAUACGCAAAGGGAACAUCGUACGGGAAAACUUGGGGCACACAUUACGGCGAUCACAACGAGUACGCGCCCCACGAUGAUGAUUAUGGCUAUGGCUAUGGCUAUCACUACUCUCCAUCGCAUUAUGAUGCCCAUCAUCAGGAUUAUUCUCCCUACUAUUCGGGCUACAACAAGCACUACUCGCACGGAUACGGACAGCCAUUUUAUGGAAACGGUCACCACUACGAGCCACAUCACAAUGAUCAUCACGAUCAUUACGGUUAUGGAUAUGAAUAUCAC
Molecule: messenger RNA, 462 nt
Organism: Mesorhabditis belari
Lineage: Eukaryota; Metazoa; Nematoda; Chromadorea; Rhabditida; Rhabditidae
Source: the annotation of a GenBank genome assembly